GAGAUGCUUAGAGAAGUGAGUUAUGAGAAAAGUUGUGCAUUGGAGCUUUUCCUCGACUCAAACAGGCAGAGCACAUACGGGGAUUAAUAACUUUUGACAUAAAUGGCGGAGGAACUAUUAGUGGAAAAAGCUGUAACGUUCAGCACGCAUCUUACAAAGUCAUUGCUGGCAGUGGCUUUUCUGUCCUCAUUUGGAAGCUCCAUGCUCUACGGCUACAAUUUGGCAGUCGUCAACUCUCCGGCACAGUACAUCAAAGACUUCUACAAUGAGACGCUGGUGGAAAUUUACGACUGGACUGUAGACGAGGAGCUCCUCACCGUCUUGUACUCCCUCACCGUGUCCAUCUUUGCUAUUGGCGGGAUGUGCGGGGCCCUGCUGGUGGGCAAACUUGUUACCAAAUAUGGAAGGAAAGGGACGCUGGUGAGAGCCUCGGUGCUGGUGUUUAUAGGAGCAGCUCUAAUGGGCUUCAGCAGAGGGUGCAGGAUGCCUAUGAUGGUCAUUCUUGGACGCUUCAUUGUAGGAGUACACUCAGGAAUCUCUCUCAGUGUGGUGCCCAUGUACCUCGGUGAGAUUGCCCCAAAGAACCUUCGAGGUUUUCUUGGCCUGGUUCCCAGCAUUCACAUUUGUCUCGGAGUCUUCUGCGCUCAGGUUCUGGGACUGCACGAGCUUCUGGGAAAGGAAAAACACUGGCCUCUGCUCCUUUCCCUGAUAGUGUUUCCAACUUUGGUCCAGUUGAUGCUGUUGCCAUGGUUUCCAGAGAGUCCACGGUACCUGUUGAUAGAGAAGGGAAAUGUUCAUGCCACCAUCGCAGCCCUUAAGUGGUUCCGUACUAAAGGCAACAUCCAGACAGAGGUUGAGGAGAUGCAGGAGGAGCAGCGCUCUCUGUCCUCGGUUCAAACCCUCUCCGUCCGAGGCCUGCUCGCAGACCGCUGUGUUCGCUGGCAGGUCAUCACCAUUUCAGUGGUCAACGUCGGCAUGCAGCUGUCCGGCAUUGACGCAAUCUGGUUCUACACCAAUGAAAUAUUUAAGAACGCAGGAAUCCCAGACCCUUACAUUCAGUACACCACAGUGGGAACUGGUGCCAUUGAGGUCAUCUCUGGGAUGCUCGGGUGUUUCACUAUCGAACGUCUGGGCAGACGACCUCUGAUGAUCGGCGGCUUCCUUUUUAUGGGACUCUGCUGUUGCGGGAUCACAGUGUCUAUCCUCUUUCAGACACAGCUGUCCUUCAUGCGCUACAUCAGUGUGGCCUGCGUCGUUGGAAUAAUUGCUGGCUUCUGCAUAGGUCCAGCUGGUGUGCCAUUCCUGAUCACUGCUGAGCUCUUUAAGCAGUCUCACCGGCCGGCGGCCUACACGGUGGCAGGAUGUCUCAACUGGAUGUCCAACUUCACCAUUGGCUUUGUCUUUCCUUUCCUAGAGAUCGCUACAGGUCCUUACUGUUACCUGAUCUUCUGUGCGAUCUGCUUGGGAGUGGCCGUCUACACCAUCUUCAUUAUCCCUGAGACCAAGAACAAAACCUUUAUGGAAAUCAGCCAGAUGUUUGCUGUCAAGAACGACAUGCUGAAUGAAGAGUUGACUAGUAAUGGCCUUCUCAAAUUAGCCAUGAUGAACGGCUAUGGAACCCUUGAAGAGGAAAAAAACUGAAGUCAUGAGAUAAACGAUCGUUUCCAGGUAGAUGACAGCAGUGGAACUUUUGUUGCCACCAAUGCAUCUAUUCUGACAGCGGUCACUAUCUGAACACAACACAGAUCCUGUUUUAACAGUAAAUCCACAGUGGAAGUGUAUCUCAACAUUUGACACAGGUAAUGCAUGAGACGCAGUCAUGCGUUUCAAAUCAACCAUCAGUGACAUUUUAAUCAAUUUCUCUGCAUCUUAAAGCAUUUUUAUGGGAGCUAAGUUGAUUUCAGAAGACAGUUUUUUAAGAAGGUUUUAAUUUCCACAUUAGCUUCACAUUGUGUAAACACAUGAUGAUCAUUUUGUGAUUCAUAGUCAGUGUUGAAUGUUCUCCCUUUGUUUCUUAAUUCAGAGUUUAAAUGUUUAUCUAGUGACACGGCAAUAACUCCUCUGCGGGCUGUCCAUCCAGAAGUCCAUCCUGAUGUGUCACUCAAAUGUAACAUUUGCUGUUAGACUGAAUAUCCCGACGAACAAUGUGAGCUUGUGUUUGUUGUUUCUCUCUCUCAGAUUGUUAUUUUGUGUCUCUUAACAUAAGAGAUGUGGAUAUCAACGGCUACUGUAGUAGUCAUCUGUCCGAUUAUACGCACGCAUGUAUGUAAAGCUUCUUAAAGAGUUUUUAUUUAUCAGUAUAUCACAUAUAGGUAGCUGUACAACUUUGCUUGCAGGUUCUUUUACUGCUGUGUUGUUUGAAAGGAGCUCUUUGUAAAAUAAUUCACGGAGUCAUUGAGAAUGAGAGAUAAAAAGUGAAGACCUUUCUCUAAUAAACAUUUGUUUAAA
This is a messenger RNA of Labrus mixtus (cuckoo wrasse), 2448 nucleotides long. It is a transcript of the gene slc2a15b, whose product is annotated as solute carrier family 2 member 15b. Lineage: Eukaryota; Metazoa; Chordata; Actinopteri; Labriformes; Labridae. The record is from RefSeq and is a predicted model, not a curated record. The transcript has 12 exons. Gene Ontology annotation, molecular function: hexose transmembrane transporter activity. The coding region runs from base 103 to 1641 and encodes 512 amino acids. Gene Ontology annotation, biological process: monosaccharide transmembrane transport. Gene Ontology annotation, cellular component: membrane.